Molecule: messenger RNA, 1112 nt
Organism: Mercurialis annua (annual mercury)
Lineage: Eukaryota; Viridiplantae; Streptophyta; Magnoliopsida; Malpighiales; Euphorbiaceae
Product: beta-carotene hydroxylase 2, chloroplastic-like
Exons: 7
Coding region: 124-1014 (296 amino acids)
Biological process (GO): carotene metabolic process; xanthophyll biosynthetic process
Cellular component (GO): chloroplast
Molecular function (GO): iron ion binding; beta-carotene 3-hydroxylase activity
Source: RefSeq, a predicted model, not a curated record
CAGCAAAACAACAUCUUAAACCACCCUUACCAAAUUCUCUUCCCUGAGGGUAGCCACUAAAUCCCAUUUAGCUAGGCUACACCUCUCCUUUUCUCCUCUCAAUCUUAAUCAACUGCUCUUCCUAUGGCGGCUGGACUCUCCGCCGCGCCCGUCUUAAAGCCUCUGUGUUAUAUCAGAGCCUCCAAUCUUCGUCCAAAUCCUGUGUCCACUUCACUGCUCUUCCGUCAAUAUCACCGGAGCUUGUUUCUUGGUCGUGGUACGAGGAAAGCGACGAAUUUUGUAUGUUUUGUUCUUGAAGAUUCGAAACAGAGCGUUGGAAUUGAAGAGAAUGAGAAAGCAAGCUACCAGAUCGUGAAUCCUCGUGUUGCUGAAAGAUUAGCUAGAAAGAAAUCGGAGAGGUUUACUUAUUUGAUUGCUGCUGUUAUGUCUAGCUUUGGUAUUACUUCUAUGGCUGUUAUGGCUUGUUACUACAGAUUUUACUGGCAAAUGGAGGGCGGAGAAGUUCCUUUAGUUGAAAUGUUAGGUACAUUUUUACUGUCAGUUGGUGCUGCUGUGGGUAUGGAAUUUUGGGCAAGAUGGGCUCAUAAAGCUCUCUGGCAUGCUUCCUUAUGGCAUAUGCACGAGUCUCACCAUCGAGCACGAGAGGGUCCGUUCGAGCUGAACGAUGUAUUUGCAAUAACAAAUGCAGUACCAGCCAUCGGACUUCUGUAUUACGGUUUCUUUAACAAAGGCAUUUUUCCUGGUCUUUGUUUUGGUGCUGGACUUGGCAUUACAGUGUUUGGUAUGGCCUACAUGUUUGUCCACGAUGGUCUUGUUCACAGGAGAUUCCCAGUGGGUCCCAUUGCCAACGUGCCUUAUUUUAGAAAGGUCGCUGCUGCCCACCAGCUUCACCACACGGAUAAAUUUGAGGGGGUACCAUAUGGGUUGUUUAUGGGACCAAAGGAACUUGAAGAAGUUGGAGGCUUAGAAGAAUUGGAAAAAGAGAUUGAUCGGAGAAAAAAAUUAUACAGUUAAUGGUAGAUUAUGAUACAAUCAAAUUUUUGAAUAGUUUGUUGAAGUGUAGAAAAACAAAAUAGAUUGACUAUCAAUGAAAAUAGAGUUUCUUAUGUUAA